AACGUAUUUUGAUCAUUUCUUUUUGUUUCAGGAGUCGAAAAAGCAUCUCGCUGGUUUAGGUACCCUGGGUUUAGGCUCACUCAUUACAGAGAUCACAGCCAAUGAUGAUGAGGAGGAUGAAGAGGACGGCAGAGACUCUGGUGGUGUGGAUACAGAUGGUUGGGUGAAAAGCACCGACGAUGCAGUUGAUUAUUCUGACAUCACUGAAGUGGCUGAGGACGAGCCCAGGAAGUAUCGUCAGGCCAUGGGCUCUUUACAGCCAAACAGAAAAACAGAUGAUGACGAUGACUAUGACGCAGACUGUGAAGAUAUCGAUUCUAAGCUCAUGCCUCCUCCACCGCCUCCAAAUCAGUCCACACCUGUGAAGAAGGACGAACCUGUGUGUCAGACCACCAAUGGUAAGGAAGUUGUGGCGGAGGAGGGAGAUGGGAUCAUCCUGCCUUCCAUUAUCGCACCGUCUUCUACUGCUGAGAAAGUGGACUUCAGCAGCUCCUCAGACUCCGAGUCAGAGGCCGAUCGUCCCUGUCAGGGCUCCGGGUCGGGGUCACCAGACAGGCUCACCCUCCCACUCGCUGGUAUCAUGCAGAAAGAUGCAGCCAAGGCGCUGCCGGGUGUGACGGAGCUUUUCCCAGAGUUUAGACCUGGACGGGUGCUGAGGUUCCUGCGUCUGUUCGGACCUGGGAAGAGCAUGCCGUCUGUGUGGAGAAGCGCUCGCAGGAAGAAGAAGCGGAAACACCGGGACCCUUUACCUGGAACACCUCCUCCAGAGGGAGAGGCCACGGAGCAGGCUGAGGAGAAGAAGUCUGGGUGGAUUUACGAAUACGCUGCUGCUCCUCCUCCAGAGCAGUGUCUCUCUGAUGACGAGAUAACCAUGAUGGCUCCAGUGGAAUCCAAGUUUUCACAGACCUGUGGCGAUGGGGACAAGGAGAUCGAGUCUCGGCCCAGAGUCGCAGAGUGGCGCUACGGACCGGCUCAGCUCUGGUACGAUAUGCUGGGAAUCCCCGAAGAUGGAAGCAACUUCAACUACGGGUUCAAAUUAAAGGAAAAGUCGUCCAGUGAAGAGCCGGCGCAGGAACCGUGUAAAGAAAUCCCAGAGCCUGUGCUGGAGGUCCAGACUCUAGAUGACAGCGGCGACGUCAGGGACGACGAAGAGAGGGACAAAGAAAAGACGGCGCUGGAGAACGAGCUCUUCCUGAUGGUCACUCAGCUGCAGUGGGAGGACGAUAUCAUCUGGAACGGAGAAGACGUGAAACACAAAGGCACCAAGACUCAGAGAGCCAGUCUGGCUGGAUGGCUGCCGUCCAGCAUGACACGCAACGCCAACGCUUACAACGCUCAGCAAGGUCUGGUCAGGAGUAAUUCCCAGUUGGUGCCUCCCACGCCUCCCCCCAUGCCCAAGGCCUCCACACUCUCUGCUUCCAAACGGGACAAAAACAUCCACGAUAGUCAGACCUCGCACGAAGACGACUGUCCCUGGUUUUCCAUUUUUCCCAUCGACAACGAAGAGUUGGUGUACGGACGCUGGGAGGACAACAUCAUCUGGGACGACCAGGAGAUGGAUCACCUCCUCAUGCCGCCUGUUCUCACACUGGAUCCUAACGACGAGAAUAUCAUCCUGGAAAUUCCAGACGAAAAAGAGGAAAUGACUUCGCACUCACCGUCCAAAGAAAACAAGAAAGAGCCAGCGCUGAAGAAGAGCCGCAUCCUGCUGGGAAAGACGGGAGUGAUAAAGGACGAACCUCAGCAGAACAUGUCACAACCUGAGAUAAAGGAUCCGUGGAACCUCUCCAACGACGAGUUCUACUAUCCCAAACAGCAGGGACUGAGGGCAACCUUUGGUGGAAACAUCAUCCAGCACUCUAUCCCAGCUCUGGAGCUGAGGCAGCCGUUCUUCCCCACUCACAUGGGUCCAAUGAAGCUGCGCCAGUUCCAUCGCCCGGCUCUGAAGAAGUAUUCGUUUGGAGCUCUGGCUCAGCCCGGUCCACAUCCUGUCCAGCCGCUGCUCAAACACAUCAAGAAGAAGGCCAAGAUGAGAGAACAGGAACGACAGGCGUCGGGCGGAGGAGACAUGUUCUUCAUGAGAACAUCACAGGACCUGACUGGAAAGGAUGGAGACGUGAUCUUGGCGGAGUACAGCGAGGAGUACGCGCCGCUCAUCAUGCAAGUCGGCAUGGCAACCAAGAUCAAAAACUACUACAAAAGGAAACCAGGGAAGGACCCUGGAGCUCCAGACUGUAAAUACGGAGAGACCAUCUACUGUCACACGUCUCCCUUCCUGGGCUCCCUUCAUCCUGGACAGCUGCUCCAGGCCUUUGAGAACAAUCUUUUCCGUGCUCCGAUCUACCUGCAUAAAAUGCGGGAGACGGACUUCCUGGUUCUGCGGACGAGACACGGCUAUUACAUCAGAGACAUUGUGGACAUUUUCGUGGUGGGUCAGGAGUGUCCCCUCUUUGAAGUCCCUGGACCCAACUCCAAACGGGCCAACACACACAUCAGAGACUUCCUGCAGGUGUUUAUUUACAGAUUGUUCUGGAAGAGCAAAGACCGGCCGCGCCGAAUCCGCAUGGAGGACAUAAAGAAAGCUUUUCCCUCGCACUCCGAGAGCAGCAUCAGGAAACGACUGAAGCUGUGUGCCGACUUCAAACGCACAGGGAUGGACUCCAACUGGUGGGUGCUGAAGCCCGACUUCAGAUUACCCACAGAAGAGGAAAUCCGGGCCGUGGUGUCUCCAGAGCAGUGCUGUGCCUAUUACAGCAUGUUAGUGGCAGAGCAGAGGCUGAAGGACGCUGGCUACGGUGAGAAGUCCUUCUUCGCCCCAGAGGAGGAGAACGAGGAGGACUUCCAGAUGAAGAUUGACGACGAGGUGCGAACAGCUCCGUGGAACACCACGAGAGCCUUCAUUUCCGCCAUGAAGGGGAAAUGUCUCCUGGAGGUCACGGGCGUGGCUGACCCGACGGGCUGUGGAGAAGGUUUCUCCUACGUCAAAGUGCCCAACAAGCCCACGCAGCAGAAGGACGACAAAGAGCCGCAACAGGUGAAGAAGACGGUGACGGGAACGGACGCCGACCUGAGGAGGCUCUCUCUGAAGAACGCCAAGCAGCUGCUGCGCAAGUUCGGCGUUCCAGAGGAGGAAAUCAAGAAACUCUCUCGCUGGGAAGUGAUUGACGUAGUCAGGACCAUGUCCACGGAGCAGGCGCGUUCAGGCGAGGGGCCCAUGAGCAAAUUCGCCCGGGGGUCUCGUUUCUCCGUGGCCGAACAUCAGGAGCGCUACAAGGAGGAGUGUCAGAGAAUCUUUGACCUGCAGAACAAAGUACUGGAGUCCACUGAGGUUCUGUCCACCGACACCGACAGCAGCUCAGCAGAAGACAGUGACUUUGAGGAGAUGGGGAAGAACAUCGAGAACAUGCUGCAGAACAAGAAGACCAGCUCCCAGCUGUCCCGGGAGAGGGAGGAGCAGGAGAGGAAGGAACUGCAGAGGAUGCUCAUGGGAGAAGAGAGCGACCGGGACAACAAAGGACGCAAGGAGCGACGCAAAGGCCUGUCCAGUUCCUUGUCCACGAGUUCACACAAAGACGACGACACCUCCUCCGUCACCAGCCUCAACUCCUCGGCCACCGGGAGGCGCCUGAAGAUCUACCGCACCUUCAGGGACGAGGACGGAAAGGAGUACGUCCGCUGUGAGACAGUGCGCAAGGCUGCGGUCAUCGACGCCUACAUGCGGAUCAGAACCACCAAGGACGACGAGUUCAUACGUAAGUUCGCCCUCUUUGAUGAGCAGCACAGGGAGGAAAUGAGGAAGGAGCGCAGACGCAUUCAGGAACAGCUGAGGAGACUGAAGAGGAACCAGGAAAAGGACAAGAUCAAGGGUCCUCCAGAGAAGAAGGCCAAGAAGGCCAAAGAGAGACCAGACCUCAAGCUGAAGUGCGGAGCGUGUGGAGCCAUAGGACACAUGAGGACCAACAAGUUCUGUCCACUCUACUAUCAAACCAACGCACCUCCCUCGAACCCAGUCGCCAUGACUGAGGAGCAGGAGGAGGAGCUGGAGAAGACGGUCAUCCACAACGACAACGAGGAGCUGAUCAAGGUGGAGGGAACGAAGAUCGUCCUCGGAAAACAGCUGAUAGAGAGUGCCGACGAAGUGCGCAGGAAGUCCUUGGUGCUGAAGUUCCCCAAGCAGCAGCUGCCAGCGAAGAAGAAACGUCGCGUCGGCAGCGCCAUUCACUGUGACUAUCUCAACAAGCCGCACAAGGCCAUCCACCGCAGACGCACUGACCCCAUGGUGACCUUGUCCUCCGUGCUGGAGAGCAUCAUCAACGACAUGCGCGAUCACCCCAACACUUACCCGUUCCACACUCCGGUGAAUGCCAAGGUGGUGAAGGACUACUACAAGAUCAUCACUCGGCCCAUGGACCUGCAGACGCUGAGGGAGAACGUACGCAAGCGCAUGUAUCCAUCCAGAGACGAGUUCCGUGAAGCUGUGGAGGUUAUUGUGAAAAACAGCGCCACCUACAAUGGUGCCAAACAUCCCAUAACUCAGGUGGCACAGUCCAUGCUGGACCUGUGUGACACCAAGCUGAAAGAGAAGGAGGACAGACUGGUGCGGCUGGAGAAAGCCAUCAACCCUCUGCUGGACGACGACGACCAGGUGGCCUUCUCCUUCAUCCUGGACAACAUCGUGACCCAGAAGAUGAUGGUGGUUCUGGAUUCCUGGCCGUUCCAUCAUCCCGUCAACAAGAAGUUUGUCCCUGAUUAUUACAAAGUCAUCAUAAACCCCAUGGACCUGGAGACCCUGAGAAAGAACAUUUCCAAACACAAAUACCAGAACCGUGAAAUCUUCCUCUCAGACGUGGCUCUCGUUCAUGCCAACAGCAUCAAAUACAACGGUCCAGACAGUCCUUACACCAAGACGGCGUUAGAGAUCGUCAACGUGUGUAAACAGACCCUGGCUGAGUACGACGAACAUUUGACUCAGUUGGAGAAGGACAUCUCCACGGCCAAGGAGGCGGCUCUGGAUGCUGCAGACCUGGAGAGUCUUGACCCCAUGACCCCGGGGCCGUACACACCCCAGUUUUUCUAUGAUCCUGUUGGUCAGGGCCGCCACGGCAGGAGACCUGGAGAAGAAGAGUCGGACGUUGACAUCGAAGGUUUUGAGGAGGAAGACGACGGCAAACCCAAGACUCCUGCUCCUGCGGAGGACGCCGAUGGAGACCUGGAGGAUGACGACGACGACGACGAGAUGCUGCUGCCGCCUCGCAGACGAGUGCACGACCACGACGACGACGACGACGAGGAGGACGAUGAAGGAGACGACGGCAGAUCCAACCGUCCGGCUCAGGCCAGCGUUCUGUACCAGGACCUGCUCAUGUCGGACGGAGAGGACGACGCCAGCGAAGAAGAGGGAGACUGAAAAAUCUCCUGUAGGUCCUGGAGGUCCUGGAGGACAGUCCUCCACGAUCGUGCACAGUGGAAGGUGUCUCCGUGUCCACCUGACUGACCGGUGUUUGUCUCUUUGUCCUCCAGCCAUCCACCUGUCAGAGAGCGGCAGCGACUCGGACAGAGAGAUCAACGUCCGACCUCAGCCUCCGCGUCGGGCCCAGGAAACGGCCCGGAUGGGAAUGGAGCAGGAUGAGAGCAUGAUGUCAUACGAUGGAGACGGGGCCGACGGAGCACACCUGGAGGACAGCAACGUCAGUUACGGAAGUUACGAGGAAACGGAGAGCAGGAGUCAGCUGCAGCCGUCCAGCCUCGGCAACGGGGAAGAAUACGGUAUCAGCGAUGAGGAGGAGGAGGAGGAGGAAGGAGACGAAGGCAGGAGGAGAGGACCGGCUGUUCUGUCCCAGGUCCAACUGAGUGAAGAUGAGGAGAGCGAAGAGUUCCGGUCGAUCGGAGGAGACAGUGACAUUGACUCUGACAAUUAGUCACAGCGUUGUUGGUUUUAUUAUUAUUAUUAUUGUUGUUUUUAGCAGUAAGAAAAAAAAACAUUGUUGUGUGUAAGGAGGAGUGCCCUCUGGUGGUGAGGGCUGCACAUACAGGAUAUGAAGUCUGUGUCAAUCUGUCUGUGUGAUCACUCUGAUGAAACACUCUCUCUCUCACUGGAGUCAGUGAAUACUCAUGUGAAUACUUUGUAUAUUUUGUAAAUGACUCCUGGUGUUUCUGCCUGUUCUACAGUGAUGUGUGACGGUCGUGUAAACAUUUUUAUCUUGUGUCCUGCGCUCACAGAAAAGUCUUUGUUUUUCUACCCAGUGCCAAUGUAAAAAAUAAAAAUAUAAAAAUUAA
Molecule: messenger RNA, 6276 nt
Organism: Cynoglossus semilaevis (tongue sole)
Lineage: Eukaryota; Metazoa; Chordata; Actinopteri; Pleuronectiformes; Cynoglossidae
Gene: taf1
Product: TAF1 RNA polymerase II, TATA box binding protein (TBP)-associated factor
Exons: 37
Coding region: 245-5407 (1720 amino acids)
Biological process (GO): transcription by RNA polymerase II; DNA-templated transcription initiation; RNA polymerase II preinitiation complex assembly
Cellular component (GO): transcription factor TFIID complex
Molecular function (GO): RNA polymerase II general transcription initiation factor activity; TBP-class protein binding; histone acetyltransferase activity
Source: RefSeq, a predicted model, not a curated record